AUGCCGAUACCCCGCCGUCCCUCUCUCCUGUCUCCGGCUCACUAUGACAAUGACGCAUCUUCCCUCCGAUCGCCCUCUGAGCAGGACUCCGAUUCUGACGAUGACGAACUCCUUCGCCAACCGCGCAGUACCUUGGAGUUGUCCAAGCAUGAUCGGAGCGUUCUCGAGGCAGAGGAUGAACUGGAGAAGCUCCUGACCAGGAGCGGGCCUGCUCAUGGGCUACGUCGGAUCUUCAGUCCCAGUGGGACCAGCGUGCGCAUCGGCAAAAAGGAGCGGCGACGAGCACGUCGGGAAGCCCGCCUGUCACGUCGAGAACGGGUCAGCGAGGAAGGUGAGCUCAUGUAUGAGAUGGAAGAGGGGCUCGGAGACGAUGACACGUCCUCCCUCAUGAGCGGUUCUUCGGUAGACGACGAUGAUGAGAAAGAAGGCUUUCUCUACGAGCCGCCUUCCAAACCUUCUUGGCAAAGAUUCGUGCUGGUUGCUGCCUUCAUUGCCGUUUUGUUCCUCAUUCUGUUCCUUGGUGCAUAUAAAGCUUCCACGCCUUUCCGAGCUAUACAUCCCCAUGCACAGCGUCUUUUGUCCAACGGAACAUCACUGUUUGCGCCGACAACGAUCCUGAUCUCACUCGAUGGGUUUCGAGCCGAUUUCCUCGACCGUAAUCUGACGCCGGCGCUGAGUUCGCUCGUCGCCAGUGGCGUCUCUCCGCAGUAUAUGAAUCCAAGCUUCCCCAGCGUCACGUUCCCCAAUCAUUUCACCCUCGUGACCGGACUGUAUCCGGAGAGUCACGGGAUCGUCGGCAACACGUUCUGGGAUCCAGAGCUUGGCGAGGAAUUCUUCUACACCCAUCCUGCCGUUAGCAUGCAGCCCAAGUGGUGGAACGCGGAGCCCCUGUGGGAGACGGCAGAAAAACAGGGAAUCAAGACCGGCAUCCACAUGUGGCCCGGCUCGGAGGCUCACAUUGGUGAUGUUGAACCGUCGUAUGUGGACAAGUACAAUGGUUCCGAGGCCUUGCCGCGCAAGGUGAACCGCAUCCUCGAAAUGCUCGACCUCCCUGGCCCAGGGGACGAAUCGGACCUGACGCCGAAGCGUCCGCAAUUCAUCGCCGCAUACGUACCUGAUGUCGACAAGGACGGCCACAACUACGGACCGAAUAGCACCGAGAUACGAGAGACAAUCUCCCGCGCUGAUGAUCUCGUCGCUGGGGUGAUUGCGGGGCUGGAAAGCCGCAAUCUGACGAACCUGGUGAACAUCGUCGUGGUGUCCGAUCACGGCAUGGCAAGUACCUCUACCAAGCGUCUCAUUCAGCUGGAUGAUGAGAUAGACCUCCGGCUCGUGGAGCGCAUUGAUGGAUGGCCAUCACGGGGUCUGCGUCCCAAACAACCGGAGAAUUUCGAGCUUCUACAGAAGCAGCUAGAGAAGCUGGGUCAAAAAUACGCCGAUGCUGUUGAGGUGUACACUCGUGAGACUAUGCCUGAGCGAUAUCACUUCUCCAACAAUGAGCGCAUCGCACCUCUGUGGGUGAUUCCCCGUGCAGGCUGGGCCAUUGUGGAACGACCCGAAUUCGACGCGAAGAAAGCCCUUGAAACGGGUGAGGUCUAUCAUCCAAAGGGGAUUCAUGGGUAUGAUCAUGAGCAUCCACUUAUGCGAGCCAUUUUUAUUGCUCGAGGGCCUGCUUUCCCGCAUCAACCUAAUAGCCGCCUCGAGGCUUUCCAAAACAUCGAAGUAUAUAACAUCCUCUGUGAUUCCCUUGGGGUGAAUCCGUUGCCGAAUAAUGGGACUUUGCGUCUGCCUCUGAAACCAGUGGGCCUGCAUUCUGACCCGCCGAUGCCGUCGCAAGUGCAGUCAUCCGAUCCUCCGGCUUCGACAGAGCCAGCUCCUGCGCAGAAGGCUACAACCACUGCCCCAGAACCCACUCCGGCUGCUACCGAUGCGCCGGCCGCACCAGAUCCCGUCGGUGACGAAGAUAAAGACAAAGAUGAAGACGAGGACGGAGAUGAAGAUGAGGACGAAGACGAGGAUGAAGAUGAAGACGAAGAUGAAGACAAACAGAGAAGUUCGUCCUGGUGGCACAAGGUCACAGAAAAGCUUGAUGAUCUGAAAGAAUGGGCGGAGGAGCUGUUUGAUGCCGAAAUGGACAAUCAUCCGCAACAAGGAUAA
Messenger RNA from Penicillium oxalicum, 2157 nucleotides. Its product is annotated as nucleotide pyrophosphatase/phosphodiesterase family protein. Gene Ontology annotation, biological process: nucleoside triphosphate metabolic process. The coding region runs from base 1 to 2157 and encodes 718 amino acids. NCBI's taxonomy places the organism in Eukaryota, Fungi, Ascomycota, Eurotiomycetes, Eurotiales, Aspergillaceae. Gene Ontology annotation, molecular function: nucleoside triphosphate diphosphatase activity; ribonucleoside triphosphate phosphatase activity. The record is from RefSeq and is a predicted model, not a curated record. The transcript is spliced from 3 exons.